Molecule: messenger RNA, 1072 nt
Organism: Lycium barbarum (goji berry)
Lineage: Eukaryota; Viridiplantae; Streptophyta; Magnoliopsida; Solanales; Solanaceae
Exons: 2
Coding region: 313-642 (109 amino acids)
Source: RefSeq, a predicted model, not a curated record
GCUAAGGGGGAGCUCCUGGAUUCACUCUUAUUAAGGGAUCGUUUUGUUGGAAAUAAAUUAUUUCAGGAUAACUUAUUCUGAAAUUAGUUAUUCUAUCUUUUUAUAAGAAUAAAAUAAUACUAUAAUUUCAGGAUAAUUAAUCCAAAAAUUAGUUAUAUCAUAAUUUUAUUACAAUUAAAUUUGAAAUAAACUCAUUUUAAAUAUAAUUUUGAGAUUAUUUAUCUUUAUCCUUCGUACCAAAGGAGACCUAAGAGUAGUAAAAUACAUCCAUAUUAUCUAGAAGAAGUCGACAUUCCGAUCACAGAAUCAGACAUGGUGUGGCAACUUCUUGCUGGUUUGACAAGUGAAUAUUCGCCCGUCAAGAAAUUAAUAUCAACAAGGCGCCCUCUCCUCACUUUUGAAGAUGCUUGUUCCAUGGUGUCCAUGCAGGAACGCAAAUUUUUGCAGGAUCAUCACGAGGAGCAAAAUACAACUGAUCCUCGUGUUGUUGGUGAAGAGGAGUCUUCUGCUUUUACUACCCUAGAGAAGGUGGUUACUGUAGUGGGUGCAGUGAGUACUGUAGUUACUGCAGUUACUGCACUGGGUGCAUUACCUACUGUAGCUGGUGCAGUUGGUGCAGUGGGUGCAUCAAGGAUAUUGUAGGUUGUGCAGUGUUUGCAGUGGGUGUAGUGGCUAGCUGGAAAGUUUGGCAGUCGCAAAAAAAAUUACGAAUAUGAAUAGAGCUAGUCUUAUUGUGUUUGUAUUUGUUGUUUAAUUAAGUAACAAUUGGGUCUAACUGAUCUUCUUCAAAACCUUGAAUUGUUAGUCCCAUUUAAAGUUUGUCUUUGAGAUGUAUGAUAUGCAACAUGAUGUGAAGUUGAAGUUGUAUUACUAUAUUUUCAUUUUCCUUUCGGGGCAUUUUUGGUAUGGAGGUAUGUUUUUUCUUCAAUUUUUUUUCAUGUUUUCGUCAGGGGUGUCCCGCCAUUUUCUCCUUCUUUGAGUGCCCAAUUAUAGAUUUCGUUUUUAAUUAGGUUUCCUCAUCAGCUUUUCCUAGUUUGUCGUUUAGCCGGCCCCUUUUGUGAACUUGCAUGUA